GUUGUGAUUAUUUUCUGAGGCUUUACUCAUCAGUUAAUCACUUCAGAUUUAAGUAUGUGAUUACAAAUUAUUUUGGUCUUUAUUUCUGGCUCUCCAGGAUGAACUUUGAUGACUUCAUCGCCAACUUCACAGACCUCAUCCUGUGUCGCCUUAUCAACACAUCCUACCUGAGUUUGCAUAAGACCUGGGAGGAAUCUGUGAUGCUGGGGUCCUGGCGUCGUCAUGACGACCCGCUUCUCAAUCAUACAGGGGGCUGCACCAACAACAAGCACUCUUUCCUCCAGAACCCACAGUAUGUGAUUGACGUGAAGAAGCCAGAGGACGAAGUGCUGAUCUGUCUGCAGCAGAAGGACCGCCGAGCCACACUGAGAGGGGGCCGUGGAGAAAACCUGGCCAUCGGCUUUGACAUACACAGAGUGGAGUUAAACAGGAUCUAUCGUAUGCACAUCACCCAGCAGAAGGUCGGCGGCAGCACCUACAUCAACUCCAGGUCUGUGUUCGUACGCAUCGACCUGAAAGAGGGGCGCUACGUCAUCAUACCCACGACCUUUGACCCUGGCCUGGAGGGGGAUUUUCUGCUCCGCAUCUUCACUGAUGUGCCGUCUGACUGCAAGGAGUUGACUCUGGAUGAGCCUCCUCACACCUGCUGGUCGGGUCUGUGUGGUUAUCCUUCUCUGGUCACUCAAGUCCACGUACUGCAGGCUGACGGGCUUGCAGGGCAGGAUUCAGGUGGAGUGUCAGACCCCUACGUGAUCAUUCGCUGUGAAGGGAAGAAGGUUCGCUCUCCUGUCCACAACAACACGUGCAGCCCUGUAUUUGAUACCAAGGGUCUGUUCUACAGGAACAAUGCUAACCAGCCAAUCAGCAUAGAGGUUUGUGUUUCGGUGUUUUCUCCAGGAAUGCUGCUGCUGUUGUUGUUGAUGCUCUGCUUCUACAAAAAAGGGUGA
Messenger RNA from Thalassophryne amazonica, 947 nucleotides. Its product is annotated as calpain-5-like. Gene Ontology annotation, molecular function: calcium-dependent cysteine-type endopeptidase activity. Lineage: Eukaryota; Metazoa; Chordata; Actinopteri; Batrachoidiformes; Batrachoididae. The transcript is spliced from 5 exons. Bases 99 to 947 code for a protein of 282 amino acids. Gene Ontology annotation, cellular component: cytoplasm. The record is from RefSeq and is a predicted model, not a curated record. Gene Ontology annotation, biological process: proteolysis.